GGGUGUGUAGUGAGCACUAGGUGGCACCACAGUUCAACAAUUCAACACCCCUUCUGCCAUCAGUUAGUGUCUGAAAGGCAAGAAGGUCCACCUGUAUGGAGACUCCACCAUCAGGCAGUGGUUUCAGUACUUCAGAGCAGCACUGCCAGAUCUUAAGGAGUUUAACCUGCGCGGCCCGACACAAGUUGGACCUUUCAUGGCCUUGGACUAUGCAAACAAUCUUGGUGACAUAUCGCUGCCACGGUCCUCCUCUCAGUUAUACCAUUGUUCCAACCGCCGAGCUGCGUUACGUUGCCAAUGAACUAGAUGGCUUAACCGGAGGCACCGACACUGUCGUAGCUCUCAGCAUCUGGGCUCAUUUCACCCCUUUCCCCAUGGAGGUCUACAUCCGGCGGCUGCAGAGCAUCCGCAGGGCAGUGGUGCGGCUACUGGACAGGGCUCCAGGCACACUGGUCGUCAUCUGGACCGGGAACCCCAGAGCUUUGACUUGUACUUUGGCGCUAGGCUGCAGCGACUAGUAUGCGGUGAACGGUGACAAGGUGCUCAGAGCUCAGUCCAAGCCUCCCGAUGCGAGCCACGCCCCUAACCUCUAACCCUAACCCUUGCAAGCUGACCCAAGUUUGGUGGUAAUCGGACUGAUACAUGCGGCGAUAUGAAAUUAAUGUAAGUGAAUUUCAACAAACGUCUUUAAACUGCAAUUACAGGGCCACCUAGGGGCAUAUUAGGGUCAACUUUGGGCCUCCAGUCAUGAGACUAUCCUGAACAACGUUGUUGUACAGGCCCCAGGUGAAACGCAAAACCUGACAAGCAUCCUAGCACACCACACCUGCAAGCUGGGAGUCACAGCAUUCAAACAUAAUAGUGGUUACAAGAAGAGACAGGAGAGAAAAGAACAGGAGGAGAGAGCCGCAAAGCUCCCAAAUUACAUUCUUUUGGAUUUUAUUACUCAAGACAUUGUCGAAGGUUUUGCUCAAAUAGGUAAGUAGCCUACAAGUGCUUUUCAAGGGUGUUUUUGGUGUAUGCCAAAUGAAAUAUCAAUUCUGGGUCAGGUUGUCGCUGAGCACUUGUUGAUUGAAGUCUGAUAACCUUCUCUUGACUUCUGUACUUUGUAAUUACUAUAGUCUAGAUAACACAUACUGACUGUAAAAUCCAACACAUGUACUUCAGACUGCUGCGGCCAGGCACACAGCAGCUGCAGCAGCAGCAGCAGCGGAUGUGUGUAUGUGUCAUUGCUGUAGGUUGCUAUUGCUCUGUCAUGUGUAGUUUGUAGCUUAAUGCUCUAUCUUCUGUAUUGUUUGUUCCGCCCUGGAUAUCUGCCUGUACCCU
Micropterus salmoides (largemouth bass) is the source of this 1326-nucleotide messenger RNA. RefSeq names its product NXPE family member 3-like. The transcript is spliced from 2 exons. The record is from RefSeq and is a predicted model, not a curated record. NCBI's taxonomy places the organism in Eukaryota, Metazoa, Chordata, Actinopteri, Centrarchiformes, Centrarchidae. The coding region runs from base 96 to 518 and encodes 140 amino acids.